Messenger RNA from Camelus dromedarius (Arabian camel), 2225 nucleotides. Its product is annotated as ankyrin repeat domain-containing protein 7. The record is from RefSeq and is a predicted model, not a curated record. Gene Ontology annotation, molecular function: protein binding. The transcript has 5 exons. The coding region runs from base 537 to 1550 and encodes 337 amino acids. NCBI's taxonomy places the organism in Eukaryota, Metazoa, Chordata, Mammalia, Artiodactyla, Camelidae.
UUUUGGACUAGGUGCCAUCUGGAGCAGGGGCAAGACCCCUAGUAAAAGUCGUACUGUUGAUAGACUGACGACCAAAAUUUUAAAAGUGACUCUUCCCAUUACCUCCUCUCCGCUCUGCGAGGCAGAUGGGAGCCAUGGCUUACCCCUUACUCUUCUGCUUCCUGCUCGUUCAUCUGCGAUUGGGAGUUGUUGGCGCUAGCCGCGACCCUCCGGGUCGGCUGGAUUCCCCUCGAGAGAGCACCCUGAGGGCGAAGCAGCACUCCCAACAGUGGGCUCGAGCCUCUGCCUCGGACGCCUCAGCUCCCUGGAGCCGCUCCACCGACGGCACCAUCUUGGCACAGAAACACGCCGAGGAGGUGCCCAUGAACGUGGCCUCAUACCUCUACACCGGAAACUCCCACCAGCUGAAGCGAGCCAACUGCUCCAGUCGCCACAAGUUGGCGGGCCUGCCGGGAAAGUCGCCUGCCCUAGCCAGCUCCCAUCCCUCCUAGCACGGGGCGCUGGACACGCUGACACACGCCACCAACUUCCUCAAUAUGAUGCUGCACAGCAAUAAGUCGCGGGAACAGAACUUGCAGGAUGAUCUGGAGUGGUACCGGGCACUAGUGCGGAGCCUCCUGGAGGGUGAGCCCAGCAUCUCCCGGGCGGCCAUCACCUUCAGCACGGAGUCGCUGUCCGCACCGGCCCCACGGGUCUUCCUCCAGGCCACACGUGAGGAGAGUCGCAUACUUCUCCAGGACCUGUCCUCCUCGGCACACCACGCUGGAGACCGAGUGGUUCCACGGCCUCCGGCGCAAGUGGAGGGCCCAUUACACCGCCGCGGCUCCAAUCAGGGGCCCCGGGGCCUGGGCCAUAGCUGGCGGCGCAGGGACGGGCUUAGCGGGGACAAGAGCCAUGUCAACUGGUCCCCGCCUUAUCUGGAGUGCGAGAACGGGAGUUACAAGCCCGGGUGGCUGGUCACUCUCUCCGCUGCUUUCUACAGGUCGCAGCCUAACCUGGUCCCGGAAUUCAGGACUCCGCUACACUUGGCCUGCAUCAGCGGCUGUCCAGGAGUGGUGGCUCUCCUUAUCCAGUUCAACUGUGAUCUGAAUGCUCGUGACAAGGAAAGGACGACAGCUCUCAUCAGGGCUGUACAAUCCCUGAACAGGGGAUGUGCCGGUAUCCUGCUGGAACACGGUGCUAACCCAAAUCUUGAGGACGGCGGUCAAAACACUGCUCUCCAUUAUGCCAUCUUGGAAGAGAGUGUGUCAAUUGCAACACAGCUGCUCCGCCAUCAUGCAAAUAUCGAGGCGAUAAACAAGAGUAAUUUGACACCAUUUUUACUCGCUGUCAAGGAGAACAAAAAGGAAAUGGUCAGAUUUUUGAUAGAGAACGGGGCAAAUGUACAUGCAGUCGACAACGUGCAAAGAUCAGCACUCAUCCUUGCUGUAUUUCAUGACUCCCCGGACAUAGUCAAGUUACUUCUUCAGGAAGGUGUUAGUCCCUAUUCUCAAGAUUCACGCGGAUGGUCUGCUGAACAAUAUGCUUAUUCUAAUGGGUUUGAACAGUAAGUGUUUACAUUAAAAUGCCAAGUAUCUCUUAACUGAGGUUGGAAAUGACCUAACUGUUACUUGUUAUGUGACAGGUGAGAGUUCGUAGUUGGGAGCAGGCACUUUGGGGAUGGCAGUGAGACACUCCAAAUCAUCAGCUGGAAACCAGCAAAAGGCCAGACUAAUGAGAUGGAGCAGUGGGCACAGGGUUCUUUAUCUCAGGCUUUGUAAGACCUUUAUCCUUAGGGAUCCUAUUGUUCUCCAUUUCAUUCCAGUGUAACCCCUGUGCAUGGAGGUACAAAUAAUGUCACAUAUCUGAUUUUUCUAACUAAUUCUUUAGGUCUUGAAAUGUUUAGUUGAGCAGAAAAUCCUGUAUGUUCCUUUGGGGACUUUCUUCUAUAAUCUUCCUUUUGAAUUUUCCAAGAGCCUGAGGGAUUCCCUAAGAUCACAGUGACAGUCCUCUCCCACAAGACAUUGGGGCAGGGCGAGGGCAUUCUAAUCAUUCUCUUGUUUCCCUUGAUUCUGUUGCUGCAGUGUUGGUACUAAAACUGGUUUUAACAGGAUCUCCUUGGCAGCUGAGUCUGGGGUCUGGACGUUGCUCUCUAAAGACCUUUACUAAAAUUUUAAAAGAAGAAAAGGAAAAAGAAACUGGUCCUGCAGUCUGGUCAUGAUUGACCUCUGCUCCCGGGAUGCCUG